Paraglomus brasilianum is the source of this 1758-nucleotide messenger RNA. The record is from the annotation of a GenBank genome assembly. Lineage: Eukaryota; Fungi; Glomeromycota; Glomeromycetes; Paraglomerales; Paraglomeraceae.
AUGUCUAGUGGUAAACAAUAUCUAGGUUACGAGGUUCUACGUUCUUACUUCAAGGAGCGUGAUACAUGGUCAUUUCGCGAGUUUCUAGUUCUGAAUCGUGAUGAUAUAAUAAAAGUUCCUCCUGACGUUGGUGAGUGGUUUGGCCUUGAAGCAGCCUGGAAGACUCGAUAUCUGAGUGCUAUUAAGGAUUUGAUUCCCGAUAAUUACGAAGCAUUGAAAAAAAAGGUUAUGUCUGCAGUCUACAUUACGCAAUCUCUCGAUUUGAGUCAAAGCUACAAAAGGGAGCUUCUAACCAAUGCUCGGUUGCUUAACGAUGAGUGUUCUGAUAAAAAAUUAAUGAUGUAUUGGGAAGAUAUCCUCUGUGUUAAAAACGAAUUGUUGGUGAAAACAAUUCACAAAAGAGGAGCUCUGAAUAUUCUUGGUGAAACAGGAAGAUACUAUUCUAAAAAAUUGGCUUUUGACAUAGAAGAUGAAUCUACCACAAUAACACCGCCUGGAUCCAGUUCACCAGAUAGGAUACAAGAUACAGAAAAGGAACAGCUAGUGCAUUCUAUUCCAAGGACCCGUAAACGGAAAUCAGAAAAUUUACCAGAAAAUAAUGAGAAUUUUAAGAUGCGUCUCCUUGGAUUUCAAUCUGAAAGCGAGUUCGAGGAUGAUAGCGGUGAAGAAUCUGAGAAUUCAGAGGAAGAUGUUAUCGACACAAUUUCAUUCGAUCAAUGGACAGAAUCAAGUGCAAACAAAGACAGAGAAAGAUGGAGGUUGAAGAAUGGUGAAAGGGUCAGAGAUGUUCUUGACCUUAUGACAUCAAAAACCGUUGAACGAGCCAAGGAACUACAAUUAAAAGGGAAAAAACUAGAUGCAUCUAUUUUGAGCACCAUCUGGCUCGGGCUUUCCUCAAUUGUUGAUCUUUCUUCGGAAUUUCCAGGUGGCAUGUAUUCGUGGUUUGGCGAGGGAUGGUCAGAACUUAAAGCAAAGGUACUGGCAAAGAUAAACAUCAAGCCGAAGAAGUUCGAUGACGUAAUCAAAGGUGAUAUCGACAAAAUAGAGGAACUUUGUGGUGAAUAUAAAUACUGGGAAGCGAGGGAUUUUGUGUAUGAAAGAUUAAAGGGACGGCCAGAUCAAACCGGAAUUUUACAACGUCAAGUCAUGAAAAUUUAUUUUUUCAUUAUAGAAAUGUUUCUGGCAGAUCCCAAUGUUUUUGUAGACAGGGAAGGGAAUAAACAGAAUUUGACAGAAAUCGAAUUUGUGCUUAAAGUCGCAGGUCCAAUAUUAGAUAUAAUAUUCUCCGAUGUUCAACAUCUCGUUGAGCUCAAAUGGGGCGAAACAGUUUCGAAAGCAACAGCAGUUUGUAGAAAAAUCGAUUUAAAAAUUACAUGUCGAGGGAAAAAUCAAGGAAAAAAUGUGGAACUCAGUCAUUCAGAAUGCGCUCGUAGAACCACUCCUGCCAAGAUUAUUAAUGAUCGCAGUAAAUGCUUGAGAGCUAACAAAUCUGUUCUCGAUCAAUAUCUUUCACAUGAUCUAUCUUAUGAAGUAAUUGAAAAUUCUGUAACCAUUGGGUUGCAAUUGGAAGCUUUAUAUGGACAAGUAAUUGGUGUUGACUUAUUAGACGACGGAUUGUAUUUCGGGUUUGAGGGACCAUCAUUAAGAUUUCCUACUCAAAUUAGUGAUAUUGCUGUUCUGAAACAAGCUUUGGAAGCGUUAUAUUUCUUUAAGGAAAAUGUUGUUUGCAAAGCAGAAACGCUAUCGCGUCUUUGGUAA